CCUAUCCUGCCAUACCUUACAGGCUUGCCCUCGUUCAUAUCUUAGAACAGUGGUCAUACAAGCUGAACAUGAACUCUGCUCCACCGUAAACUCAUUAUUAUUGUAAGGAGUCACGUAGAUAGUGUGUGUUGAGUAUAAAAUAGUACAGUACGUGUGUGAAGAUGAAGGCCUAUAGUUUGCUGUGUUUAAUAUUUCUACUCCCUGUCACAGUUAUUGGACAAACGACACCAGAUCGUGAGUAGCAAUUUUUUUCUGUUGAAAUCUGUAAAGAAAGCCUGUCUUUUAGUAUGAGUAGGAUAUGUAUUACUGUAGCAUUGAAUCAGAUGACAUCUCUAAAAUGAACAUGUAAAUAUACUGUAGGUUGUCCUGCUGCUUUUUGAGGUUUUGGGGGAGGAGUAGGUUAGGCCCUCUGUUUGAAGGUAGUGCUUUUUAUCAAAUUGUGUCUUCAUUUUCUCAUGAUGUUGCUGGGCCAAAUCACUAUCACGUUUCAGUUACAUCUUUUCUUUUUACAUCCAGCAAGUUGUGUAACAGUAGAUGACUUUGAAGUGUGCACAGGAACUGCAUAUACAUGCAAUGCUGAGAAAAGCAAAUGCUACUGUAAGGACAAGAAACCUUUCUGUAGGUGUAACAACUACAUAGACAAGUGGUACAUAGGGGAGAAGUGUGACUUUGAGUGGACCAUAUUGAACUUUGCCCUGGUAUCAUCUCUACCAGGACUGGCCCUGGCUGUUAUUGUUGGUGUGAUGGUCCAGUGUGUCCAUUACUUAAGGAAACCAGCAAAGAAACAAAAGGAUCGGACAACGAGUUACACAAACUAUGCAAUGUCACCGACAACAUAUUAUGAAAAUAACCAAGAUGACAUGUUCUCCAACACAGUGUUUGCCUCAGACAUGCCGAAUCGGCCAAAGCCCCCCAGUGUCCAGCCCACCCAGGAGAGGUUUCCCAUAUCCAACUUACCCAACCGCCCUUACAGCCUUCAACCAAACGGCAUGCGGCCCACUUUAGAUAGAUUGUCUUUGACCAACCCUACAAGCCAGCCAUACAACUAUGCUACAGGUAUGACGCAGCCCCUGGGUAACCCCUAUCCCAAGUCUCCAUCGCCAAGGAACCCGUAUGAAGACAGAGCGCCACCUCCAGACUGUUAUGACGACCAGCACAUGAGACCAACACAGCCCCCACCAGGACACAACGGCAUGAUGAGAGAAGGCAUGUCUGGGUAUCCUGCGCCCAGUUCACCUGCUCCCCUCUAUUCAGCACCGGAGUACAACCUCAGUUCCCAGUUUCCCAGAGCCCAGAUAGGGAGACACUACUGAGGACAAACAGGAGUGACCAUGGCCUGAAUUAGAACGCCACCAAUUUCACUAUCACAAUUCAAAAAAGUUCAACUCGUAUAUAAUUUAAAGUGAGUGGAAAAUGUAAACAUUCAAGGACUUUGUAAACUUUAAUUUAACGUACUAAAAAAUGUAUUGUGGCUGGCUGCUAAGUUUUAUGAGUAAUCCCCAUUGACUGAUUAUGAAAUUUGCUCAUAUUUUUGCAGUUUUAAGAUUUAUUGUUUGACAAUUUUGUAACUAAUAAAGGCUAUUAUUCCUA
Salvelinus namaycush (lake trout) is the source of this 1590-nucleotide messenger RNA. RefSeq names its product proline-rich receptor-like protein kinase PERK5. The transcript is spliced from 7 exons. The coding region runs from base 456 to 1313 and encodes 285 amino acids. NCBI's taxonomy places the organism in Eukaryota, Metazoa, Chordata, Actinopteri, Salmoniformes, Salmonidae. The record is from RefSeq and is a predicted model, not a curated record.